Entrophospora sp. SA101 is the source of this 198-nucleotide messenger RNA. NCBI's taxonomy places the organism in Eukaryota, Fungi, Glomeromycota, Glomeromycetes, Entrophosporales, Entrophosporaceae. The record is from the annotation of a GenBank genome assembly.
AUGGGAUUUGGUUGUGGAUUUCCAGUAAUAGUAGAAUUAGAAGUUGACGAUGAAGGAGGGGUAGAGACAGUUGGUAAAGAAUGUCUUGUCGCAGAAUUUGGGAAAGAAGUUGUUUGUACGUAUAAACUAUUUGAAGAGAUUGCCGUUGAAUUUGAGGAAUUUGAAUUAUUUAAAAAUGGAUUAAUUAUAUUGAUUUGA